Messenger RNA from Acaulospora colombiana, 828 nucleotides. The record is from the annotation of a GenBank genome assembly. Lineage: Eukaryota; Fungi; Glomeromycota; Glomeromycetes; Diversisporales; Acaulosporaceae.
AUGGAAAUUAGGAUGGUCUCGAGUGGCAACGGUCAAUUCCAUAAUGAUAUGCUUUACCUAAUACAUCGAGAGGGUUAUAUAGAAGAAUGCUAUUUUUCAUUUACUCUAAGUCCUAUAUUCAAGGAAGACGGAACUGUUGGUGGUGUGUUUAAUGCUGUUCAGGAAACAACCCAACGGGUUUUGGCCGCUAGGAGAUUAAAAACUUUAAGCGAACUAGGAAAUAGAACGCCCGGCGCCAAAACAAUGGAAAGCGCUUGCCAUCUCGUGUCAUCUACGUUACGCGAUUGCAAUAAAGAUAUUACGUUUUCACUCAUCUACGCUAUUAAGAAUUAUGAAAAAGAACCUAAGAUUAAUGGUAAAAAAGCGUACCUAGUAGCCACAACUUUUGAUACCGAUCUCGAAGUAGUAAAGAGCGAGGAUGAAAUUGAAGAAUUAGUUUUUGUCAAAGGAAAAUCGACAAGAGAACUACCGGAUUUCUUACUGGAUACCUUUGAAACGGUAGAUCUCCAGUGCGAUAAGGAUAAUUCAUUUAAUAAGGUUUUCAAUAAUCAGGAUGCAUCGUUAAAAUCAAUAUUAGAUUUAACUGCAGCUAAACCAUCUGCUUGGCCCAUAGAGCAAGUGGUAUCAUCAAAUUCGCAACUAAUUGUUACCUUAGAAGACAACUCUCGGGCAAUUCUUUUACCGGUGCACACGUCUUUUGCGGGAAAAACAUUAUUAACUGCCAUAGUUAUCUGCGGCUUAAAUCAGAACCGUGCUUUAGAUCGAGAAUAUUUGGAUUUUUUACAUGUUUGUAUUAAAUUGGAUGCAGUUCUAUUAGCGUUUCGUUGA